UUGGAGGCUGCUUCUUACAAAAAAAAAACCAUAUUCUCAUCAUCACAUCCCUAUUUCAUAAAAUGGUGCUUCUCACUAUGACCCCCUCCAUUGUGGAGGCAAUAAAUCGAUUACCUAAAGAUGAAACUGAUGAUGAUGAGGAUCUUCAGAAUAAAGAAGGCAAUUCUGAUAUAACAGAGAACAGUGAACGCUUAUUGAAGAACCCCUCGAUUGGGAAGCCCAUUAGUCACUGGCAAAUUAUCGAUAUUUGGAAACGCUUGAAGAGUGAAAAAGAUGAAUCAACGAAAUUAGAGCAACUACUUCGAGGCGCGACGGUCUAUAUACCUCCACCUCCGCCAAAACCAGAACCGACCGAAGAGUAUAAAGAAUUGAUGGCCCGAUUACGUCGCGAAGAAGAGGAACGAUCAUAUGAGCGCAUGCUGAAGAAAGCUCUACCACGAGAAUCAUUCGCUCAGAGGUUUCCUUCGGGUCCCAUGGCACAAUCAUUUGCCGAAGUUAAUAGACCUCUCAGGGCUUCAGACAUUGGCGAAGAUAUCGAACACGGAGAUAUACAAAAACAAAUAACCCUGGUCAUUAACUUCCUGGUUAGUAUAUUCGGGUGCGGUGCCGCGCUUUGGUUAGCUGCCGGAUGGUGGAGCGUUCCAGCACGACUGUUCUUGAGUUUAGGUGGAAGUAUUAUUGUCGCCAUCGCCGAAGUUGCCGUCUAUUCAGCUUACACGUGGCGAAUAGCUGAAGGAGAGAAACAGCAGAAAAAGAAGAAAGAAGUAAAAGAGAUUGUUCGAACGUGGGUAGUUGGAGAAGAUGAUACUGUCAAGGAGGAUCUCAUUAAAGCAACUAUACUGGAGAAUACGGAAUAUGACGUUGACACCAACCUCCGCCGAAGGAUAAAAGCGCCGACAUAAGUUGAGAAAAAGAUAUAAUAUUAUCUAAAGUAUACACACACCUUGGUUUAGUAUGAUCAUUUUACCUCAUGCGCUCGUGCUAGCAAAUUAAUCCUUUAGAAAGAAAGGU
Daldinia caldariorum is the source of this 1011-nucleotide messenger RNA. RefSeq names its product endoplasmic reticulum-based factor for assembly of V-ATPase-domain-containing protein. The record is from RefSeq and is a predicted model, not a curated record. Gene Ontology annotation, biological process: vacuolar proton-transporting V-type ATPase complex assembly. Bases 63 to 902 code for a protein of 279 amino acids. The transcript is spliced from 2 exons. Gene Ontology annotation, cellular component: endomembrane system. Lineage: Eukaryota; Fungi; Ascomycota; Sordariomycetes; Xylariales; Hypoxylaceae.